AUGGGUACAAUAAGUAAAGCGAAAUUCGAUCAGGAUAUUGAAGAAUUGGUAAGGAAAACAGCAGAUUUUGAUAUUAGCUAUCAAUGGCAUAUCAAAGAGCACAGGAAUGGGCAGUUUUGUGCUAAUAAUUCAGUGGUAGAAAGAAAUGGAGAAACUAUUAUGCGGACUUUUCAUAUUACCUACAGUGAAAUUUACAACGUCCCCAUCUUGUGGUUUAUUUUCAGUCGACAAACAGGUGCUUUGUUAGACAUCGAUGAAAUUCUGGAAAUGAUUCCAGUCGAUACGAGAAAACGUUUGAUGGCAGAUAGUUUGACUUCAAUUUCUCAGCGAGAACAUCCUUUUUUCAACCUUUUUUUCUAUCAUAUUCAUCCCUGUAAAACAGCGGCCGUCAUGAAGAAUGUUAUAUAUGAUAACUAUAUUAUCAGCUGGUUGUCUAUUUUCGCUUCUCUUCUGCAUCUACUGCCUCUGCCAAAUGAAUUAUUCACAAAGAAUGAUAGUUCUUUAAUUCGGGUGCAAAAUUCAGAGUAG
Thelazia callipaeda (thelaziosis nematode) is the source of this 528-nucleotide messenger RNA. The record is from the annotation of a GenBank genome assembly. Lineage: Eukaryota; Metazoa; Nematoda; Chromadorea; Rhabditida; Thelaziidae.